Molecule: messenger RNA, 1039 nt
Organism: Vicia villosa (hairy vetch)
Lineage: Eukaryota; Viridiplantae; Streptophyta; Magnoliopsida; Fabales; Fabaceae
Product: 3beta-hydroxysteroid-dehydrogenase/decarboxylase-like
Exons: 6
Coding region: 27-797 (256 amino acids)
Source: RefSeq, a predicted model, not a curated record
UAUAUAGGCUUCUUGGCCCAUAUGGGAUGAAGGUGCCUCAGCUAACCCCGUCAAGAAUAAGGCUCUUAUCUUGCACCAGAUCUUACGAUAGCUCAAAAGCAAAGGAUCGCCUUGGCUAUGUACCCGUUGUAACUCUACAGGAAGGCUUGCGGAUGACAAUUGAAUCAUACCCACAUUUGAGGGCUGAAAAUCAAGUUACGUCUAAAAGAGAAGGUCCCUCCAAAGCUUCUGUCUAUCUUGGAAGUGGAAGAGUUGCAGACACUUUACUUUGGAAGGAUAAAAAGCAAACUUUCACCACAUUGUUAGUCUUGAUAGCAAUAUAUGUCAACUUCAUUGCAUCUGAGAAUACCUUCAUUACUGCUCUUGCAAAGCUUCUAAUUUACUCAUCAAUCGGUUUAUUCGUUCAUGGCAUUUUUCCUGCAAAAAUAUUGGGGUACACUAUUGAGAAAAUGCCCCCAUCAUGGUUCCACUUAUCAGAAGAUAGGUCAAAUCGAAUUGCUCUCAGAGUAGCCUCAUCUUGGAAUUUUGCUGUGAGUGCUUUAAAAUCUAUUGCAGAAGGGAAUAAUUCGGUGUUGUUCUUCAAGGUUGUUUUCUCUAUGCUCGUUCUUAGCUUCCUGGGAGCAUUUUCACUUCAUAACUUGUAUACUAUAGGACUUACCUUAGCAUUUAUAGCUUUCUACGUUUAUGAAAAGAAGGAGGAAGACAUUGACAGCAUAGUUAUAAAAACACAUACUUUUGGGUGCAAGUUGAAAUCUGAUAUCACAAAGAAGUUUCUUACUUCAAGGAAGAUUGAUUGAUAGUUUUUUUCCUUCUUUCGAUUCUGGUUGGUAAAACUGAUUGAUAGCUUCUAGCCCUAGAUUUUUCUUAGAUGAGUGGGCUGAUGCAUCUUCAUUUACUCCACGUCCGAGUUCUUUGUAUCAUUGUACAAUUAUUGUAAUGUAAUUUGAAAUUUUGUAGCAACCUUUGAGUAGGUUGAUUCAAAACCUGUCAUAUAACUUUGCUCAUAAAUCAUAAUUUACUUUCAUAUUUCUUAGUAUCA